UUUCCAUUGGCAGCUUCAACAGUCUUACUGUUAAGUUGGGGUUUUCACAACAAAUAAUAAUGUUGGCAGCGCAGUUUUCUCUCGUAUUAUUGCUGGUAGUUGGGGCACAAUGUGAGAGUGCUGAAAGAUAUAUGGAGUAUAUUGUCGGCAGACACAACAACUUCAGACAAGGAUGGUUCAACGGCAGAGAAUGGGACAGAAUGGAAUGGGACAGUUCUCUAGCAGAGGAGGCAGACAGACGUAUGUCACAAUGUAACAUGGGGAACGGAUAUUACAGCCAUGGUGAACACUAUGCCUACUAUAGCGGUGGCGAUCAUUACUACAAUAUACGUAGAACCUUUAACGAUUGGUACAAUGGAAUGUCACAAUUUGACUGGAGAAACAAUGAAGGAAAUUUCUAUCAGAUGGAUUGGUACAGAAGCCGUUCCGUCGGGUGUGCCAUGAACUGGUGUCCUUCCUUUUAUGCCAAUGGUCAAAGCUACCAGAACAUGUGGUUCUUCGGAUGUUUUUACGAUCAAAUGGAAUACAAUGAAAAUGAGAAUGAAGAAUUCUUUGGUAAUAACAACUGGAAUGGUAAUGGUUUCAAUAGUUGGUACGGAAACAAUUGGAAUAAUGAUGGUUUCAAUAGUUGGAAUGGAAACAAUUGGAAUGGUGAUGGUUACAAUAGUUGGUAUGGAAACAAUUGGAAUGGUAAUGGUUUCAAUAGUUGGUAUGGAAACGAUUACAUGAACAACGACUUCUAUAACAAUGGUUAUUACAUGAACUACAAUAAUGGGUAUGGUUACGGUGAUAACUUCUACAAUGGCAAUUAUUACAUGAACAACUACAACAACGGUUAUGGCAACAAUGACUACUACUGGAACAGGGGAUAUUACCAGAAUGGAAACUACGGAAACAAUUACUACAAUAGAGGUUACUACAUGGAUAACUACUACAACAAUAAUGGUAAUGGUUACUUCUACAACAUGAAUUAUCCUUACUACAAUAACUGGUACGGUAAUGGUAAUUACUACAACAGAGGUUACUACUGGAAUGGUAAUGACUACAACAAUGACUACUACUAUAACAGAGGUUACUACAUGAACAACUACAUGAACAACGGGUAUGGAAAUGACAACUUCUACUACAACCGUUAUUACAUGAACAACGAUUUCAACAAUGGCUAUGACAAUUUCUACAACAACAUGGGAUACAAAAGUAUAUGUCAUUCUUGAAACUAGGGAGAGACAAGACAUUUAAAUAGGGAAAACCUAUUUAAGCCAGACAGUUACUUCAACUAUGGGAACAUCUUUGAAUAUCCAAAAGGGACUUUUAACAUUAUCAUUGUUUUUUCUAUUGCUCCUAGAAUGUCUAUACCUUCAAAGUCGAUUAUUUUUUUUUUUUAUUUUACGUAUCUUGUUAUAGUUUUCAAAAAUUACUAACUUGCUCAAUAGAUUAACCAGCCUUUACGUUGGCAAUAGAUAUACUCAAAGUGAAGGAGUAUUUUGUAUGGAAGUCAAUUUUGUUUACAUUUUGCUACUUUUAUGAUACAAUACUGCACAUUCAGCGCAUUUUUUCAGUUGUUCAAACAUCUAACAUACUCUUAAUCCAUUGUUACAACA
Molecule: messenger RNA, 1601 nt
Organism: Ruditapes philippinarum (Manila clam)
Lineage: Eukaryota; Metazoa; Mollusca; Bivalvia; Venerida; Veneridae
Product: bifunctional endo-1,4-beta-xylanase XylA-like
Exons: 5
Coding region: 60-1214 (384 amino acids)
Source: RefSeq, a predicted model, not a curated record